AUUGAAAUUCAGGCAUUUUUUCAUCAGUAAUGAACGUAUACGAUUUGCAAACAUAAGCCCGUUGGAACGAUGCCACGCCGGUGCCGUCUAUGUUUGCGAAAUGCUACAGAACCGUGUCCACUGUUCAAAUCACGCAUUGGCGAUAAAUUGGUGACUGAAAUCAUCUGGGUUACGUUUAAACUGGAGCUCGACAAAAGUGUGGAUUUUCCCAAGUAUGUUUGUAAAAAUUGUCUCAGAAAAGUGGAUUACUUGUACCAUUUCCAUCAAGAGAUCGAAGGGAGCCAAUUAUUGUUACACCAGUUGAGAGAGGAAGGUAAAUUGGAAGGUAUUGUCGCUGAGCAAACCUUUGAAGAAGAAAAAGUAGAGUAUCACAGUGAUGGAAUAUUGGAGGAAGUCGAAGAACUGGAGGAAUCUAUAAUUCUCUCGGGAAAGAAUGAUCCGGUCCAAGAUGAUGUUACAGAGCAGGAGAAUGAUGAACUUGAAUCCAUCGGCUGUGAGGCUAAAGAAAUAGUUGCAGAGCAGCUAAUCGACAUAAAAAUUGAAACCCUCGAAUCUGACAAUGAAUUUAUUGUCGAGCAUUUAUCAGAGGAAUUAAACGAAGAGCCGAAAAGUGAGAGUGACAAUGAUUUCAGAGGAUUUGAGGAACUAGUUCCAAUGAAACUCGAAGCUGCCAAAGGCUUGCGACAAAAACAAACGAAAAGGAAAUCGAAACAAACGGUGCCCAAACUUGAUAUUGUCGAGACUAUACCGAACAAGUGUUAUAUUUGUGAUAAUGUUAGCGAAACAAGGGAUCUUUUCGACAUGCAUCUUAUUGUCCACAAAAAUAUGCUACCCUACCAAUGCGAAGAAUGUAGCACGGAACAAUAUCCGAUAGAGAUCAAGACUUUGGUUUUGCUCAAUAAACAUUUUGAGUCUCACGAUUUCAAUUAUGUUUGCGACCAUUGUCCGCUACGAUUCCGAUCGUAUCCACCCCUCUAUGAUCACACACGUAACGCACAUUCGGAGACUCGCGAUGGUUUUCAUUGCGAGAUGUGUGGCCAAAUGUUUCACGAAAUUCGCAAAUUUCAGAAACAUGUUCGAGCCCACAGGAAUAGAGAAACGCAGCGAUAUAAAUGCGAAACUUGUCAAAAGUCCUUCCAAACAGGAACAAUCUUACGUCGUCAUGAACGUAUUCACAGGAAAGAUUCCAUAUUCAGAUGUCCUUUCUGCGACCGCGGUUUCAAUCACGAGUCGAAUUUCCAGCUGCACAAAAUGCGUCACAUCCAGCAGCAAAGCAAUACUCACAAUGGCCAUCCUUGUUCCGUGUGCGAAACACAUUUCACCAACGCUAUCGAUUGGCGGAAUCAUAUGCAGCAGCACUUUCCGGAUGAUCCCAUGUAUACCACAAAGACGGAUAUUCUUCCGGCGUCAUUAAAGGAUAUCAACAGUUAUCCUCGUGCCUGUGAGGAGCCUGACUGUAAAUAUAUGGCCCCUUCGUACCAGCUCAUGUGGUCCCACUACCGGAAGCAUUACAAAAUGUUUCAGUGUCAGGAAUGUGGUCGGAAGUUUGCAACAGCAACCAUUCUCAGAACCCACAUUCAGGUGAUCCACAAAAAGAUACGCAAGUUCCAGUGUGAAUUCUGUCCUAAGACAUUUGCCUACCAACAUAAGUACAAGGAGCACACGGAUGUGCACAAGGGCAUUAAAGCUCGCAAGUGUCGCUAUUGUGAUAAAACCUUCACCCAUUCGUCGAAUCUGAUUGUACACGAGCGUAUCCAUACGAGGUCAAGGCCAUAUACUUGUAAGACGUGCGGAUCAACCCAUGUAACCACCUCGGCUCUGAAGAAGCACGCAAAAACGCAUGAGAAGAACAAGACGGGGGAAAUGUUGGAACUUUACGUGAUGGACGCGCAUGACGGAGUGACGGAGAAUGUGAUAGCCGAAGAGGAGGAAGUGAUACAAGAGGACUAUGGCCCGGCUGAGAUGACGUAGAAAGUGUUGCAUUCAAAUUGCAAAAAGGUGUUUGGGUUUCGACUUGAAAUAGAAUUGUUCGAUGAUUGGAUUCUUCGU
Messenger RNA from Toxorhynchites rutilus septentrionalis, 2049 nucleotides. Its product is annotated as zinc finger protein 564-like. Bases 70 to 1971 code for a protein of 633 amino acids. The record is from RefSeq and is a predicted model, not a curated record. Gene Ontology annotation, cellular component: nucleus. Gene Ontology annotation, molecular function: DNA-binding transcription factor activity, RNA polymerase II-specific; RNA polymerase II cis-regulatory region sequence-specific DNA binding; zinc ion binding. Lineage: Eukaryota; Metazoa; Arthropoda; Insecta; Diptera; Culicidae. The transcript has 2 exons. Gene Ontology annotation, biological process: regulation of DNA-templated transcription.